UGAUUGCUAGGGAUUUUCGUUUUUUCAAGUUUAAUUCAGCUCGAAUCUCCAAGCCAUCAAAAUGUGGAUGCUUUCUUUUCCAACUAACCACAACUAAUAGCAAUGGCUAUCACAAAAGAAAAAACUGUGACCAAGCCUGGUGCAUCAGCAACACCAGCAAAAAAAACACGUGGUCAACCACGUAAUUAUGAUCUUGGUAAUGGUGUAUACCGUUUCAGUAGAACACGUAUGUACCACAAAAAAGCAUUAUACAAAUUUGUUGGUAAAAAAAAUCCAAAGGCUGAAAAGCCAAAAAAACCAUUGACAGUUGUUAAACCAAUUAAUGGUGAAAAAAAUGGUUCAACAAGAACUGUUCGUCUUCUUAAAAGACGUGCCAGUUAUCCAACAGUAGAUCCAAUUACUCCUCAUCAUGGUAAAAAAUGCUUCCGUGAUCAUACAAGAUACGUUAGACCAUCACUUGUUCCAGGAACAGUGUGUAUUUUGUUAGCUGGUGUUCAUAAAGGCAAACGUGUUGUAUUUUUAAGAGCACUUAAAAGUGGACUUCUUUUGGUCACUGGUCCAUUCUUGAUCAAUGCUUGUCCAUUAAGACGAGUUAGCCAAAACUAUGUCAUUGCAACAUCAACAAAAAUUGAUCUUAAUGGCAAAGUACCAUCUAAAUUCAAUGAUGAAUAUUUCUUAAGAAAACGUGAAAAACGUGCAAAGAAAGAAGAAGGUGAUAUCUUUGCAACAAAAAAAGAAGAAUACAAAGCAUCAGAUGAACGUAAAGCUGAUCAAAAAGUUGUUGAUAAAAUUGUCCUUGAUGCAAUUAAAAAACGUGAUGACAAAAAAAUGAUGUUCACAUAUUUAUCAGCUAUGUUUGGAUUACGUAGCAGCCAAUAUCCACACAGAAUGAAGUUUUAAUGAUAUUGUAACAAGUUGACAACUAAAAGCUAAAGCUGUUAAAAAUAUUAAAAAAUUAACACCUCAAUUUUGAUUUUUUUAUAUAAUAAAAAAAAAAAAAAAAAAGAAAAAGUGGUAAAAUAUAUAAUGCAAUUGAAAUUAUUUUCUACGUUAUUUAUUUAUUUUUUUUUUACGUGUAUUGUAAAAUUUAUACGACCCAAGUAUUUAAUAAUAAUUUUAAAAUAAUUUAUUUUACAAUAAUAAAUAUAAAAAACUUUAGAUAUACUUACUUAUAUAUUUUUUUUUCUUAUCAGUAUUUUUAAGUCUACUUGAAAUAAGUUUUUUUUGAUAUAUAAAAAUCAUGGAUUCACUUUACUGAUUAGAUUUUUAAAUGAAAUUUUACAUUGAUGAAUAAUUCGAUUUAUUGUUGUUAAAACAUGAUUAUUUUUGGUGGAAUGUUGGAGUAUCAAUUGCAGUUUGUUUAUCAGUAUUUGGUGCAGCAGUCUAUUUUGUUUUUUUUUUUUCUAUUUCUUUUUUUGUUUCGUUGUCAAUUCAAGACCUUCAAGCUACCAGUCAUGAUACGAAAGCCAUCAUCACAUGGUACUGAGCUUGAUCAACAGAAAAACUCACUGAUGACGUUAAAAUUUAAAAUGAUAUUCAAAUCAAAUUAAUAAGACCAAGUUUUAAAUAAUACUGUUGUUAUUUUUGAUGAAAAUUUUAUUGAUAAUUUGGACUGAUGACUGAUUCCAUUGACUGACAAAAUAAAUUUAAUUAUACUCAAUUAUUAAUUGAUAAUAGAUUCAUUAUAGUAUUAUUCAUUUAAAAAUUUUUAAUAUAAUUAUUUUAUUUAUUAAA
Molecule: messenger RNA, 1734 nt
Organism: Aphidius gifuensis
Lineage: Eukaryota; Metazoa; Arthropoda; Insecta; Hymenoptera; Braconidae
Product: 60S ribosomal protein L6-like
Exons: 3
Coding region: 103-900 (265 amino acids)
Biological process (GO): ribosomal large subunit assembly; cytoplasmic translation
Cellular component (GO): ribosome; cytosolic large ribosomal subunit
Molecular function (GO): RNA binding; structural constituent of ribosome
Source: RefSeq, a predicted model, not a curated record